Molecule: messenger RNA, 999 nt
Organism: Ipomoea triloba (trilobed morning glory)
Lineage: Eukaryota; Viridiplantae; Streptophyta; Magnoliopsida; Solanales; Convolvulaceae
Product: protein ALP1-like
Exons: 3
Coding region: 1-999 (332 amino acids)
Source: RefSeq, a predicted model, not a curated record
AUGAAUAAAGGCAAGGGAAUUGGCACUUCUAAGCAAUUUAGGUGGACAAAGCCAAUGGAGGGUGUAUUUCUACAGAUAUUAGCUGAAGAGGCUAACAAUCCCAACAAUCCANUCAAUAGAGAUUAUGACCGUGAUUCUUACAUAAAUAGUCACAAUGUAAGAUUUCGGGUUAUUGGAUCAAGGUAUUAUAGGUCAAUUGAGACAGUUCAUCGUUAUUUUAGAAGUGUUUUGAGAGCCAUUUUAACUUUGUAUAAGAAGCUCAUAGUAUUACCGGAUAGUGAAUUAACUCCCCAUGAAAUCAUUAGCAAUCCUCGAUUUUAUCCAUACUUUAAAGAUUGUCUAGGAGCAAUAGAUGGAACCCAUAUUCGUGAUUCUGUGCCACUUAAUGUGCAAGGAAGAUUUCGCGGACGGAAAGGUGGAACAACACAAAAUGUGUUUGCUGCCGUCACGUUUGAUUUGAGAUUUUGUUAUGUGCUUGCUGGGUGGGAAGGUAGUGCACACGAUUCUCGUGUCUUGAAUGAUGCACUCACACGUCCCAAUAGAUUUAAAAUUCCAGAAGGAAAAUAUUAUCUUGGUGAUGCUGGAUAUGGCAUCCGGAAUGGGAUACUUACUCCAUACCGUGGUGUUAGAUAUCAUUUGAAGGAGUUUAGUGGUCAUCGUCCUGAGAAUAAGAAAGAACUAUUUAAUCUUCGUCAUUCGUCCUUAAGAACAACUAUUGAAAGAGUGUUUGGAAUUUUGAAGAAACGAUUCCGUGUAUUAGAUGCAGAACCAUUUUGGGAUUUUAUGACACAAGUGGAUAUAGUUUUAGCUUGUUGCAUAAUUCAUAACCAUAUUAUGGGAAUCGAUCCUAAUGAUGAAAUUAAUCAAGCAUUAGUUGAUGAUGAUGGUAGCUUGUUGACAUUAUCUCAUACUCAAAGUGAAGAAAGACACGAGGCUAAACAGUGGAAUGCAAAGAGGGAUGAAAUUGCAGAACAAAUGUGGAAUGACUUUAGUAUCUAG